This is a messenger RNA of Pundamilia nyererei, 1673 nucleotides long. RefSeq names its product mucin-5AC-like. Lineage: Eukaryota; Metazoa; Chordata; Actinopteri; Cichliformes; Cichlidae. The transcript has 5 exons. The coding region runs from base 130 to 1314 and encodes 394 amino acids. The record is from RefSeq and is a predicted model, not a curated record.
UGCUGUUAUGACCUGCUGCUGUAUAAAAAGGCAUGAUUUAUCUGGCUCAAAGUAUCAGUUCACUGUGCAAUAUAGUUCCAGCUGGCUCUUAGUUACUUCCAAUCCUUGAUUUUAGCACCUUUCUCUAUUAUGAAGAUGAGGAAUCUUCUUUUGGGAGUUCUUCUGGGACUCCUUGCUGCUGUUCAUUCAACACCUGUUAAUACUGUGACCCAGAACCCUGCCAACCCUGAUGCAGGCUUUCUUGAGGAUGCCAUGACGGAGGGGUUCAUUGUUGGUCCAUCGCCUACGCUUACAACUGAAACACCCAAAAUAAGUGCCACAGUUCAAGCAUCACAGACACCGGUUUACAACUCUGAAGAUAUGACCGAAGGAAGUGCUGCUGGAAAGAUCAGUGACAUCUUAACAACGUCCAUCUCACCGCAUGAAACCACAACGCUGAAUAUUUCAAAUGCUCAGAGCUCUGGAUUCAUAGAGAGUGCCGUGAAUGAUGGCAGUGGUUUAGGAGAGAACAGUGACGAAUCACCGAUCGCCUUCACACUCAAUACCACAACAACGAAUGCCACAAAUGCGCCGACUUCUAACUCCACAGACAGUUACAUGUUUGAGGGGAGUGCUGUCGAAUCAACAAUACCCAUCGCACUUGAUACCACAACAGCAACGCAUGCUCCGACGUCAGACUUCACAGAGCAUUACAUAUUAAAGAGGAGAGGUUCAGGAUAUACCUCACCUUCCCUCUUUAGCCAUACCACCACAACAUCAGUGACAAGUGAAGACCAGUCAAUCAACACUUCAAACAACAACGUCCUCUCGCAAACUACUGAUCCUACUGUCUCUACCAGUGACGUCACAACAAACCUGGAUUCUGGUUCAGGGUCUGAACUGGUUUCUAAAAGCACCACUAUGACAUCUGGCUCGAGUGUAGAAACUAGCACUGUAUCAUCAAUACUAUCAAAACAAAAUCGAAAUAUUCUGCAUCAGGAGAACAAUUUUAAAGCAUCACAGACACAGACGCAGACGACAAACACUGAAACGACACACAAAGGACACGUUACACCUGAUUGGAUCAUCAUCCUUGGCUUUAUCGUUGGUGUUGCAGCACUUGUAAUACUCUGUGUUGCCAUCGCAACCAGACACAAGUGGAAUGGACCAAACCAGGCAAAUCUGACAGUGGCUUCAAAUAACCUCUCGAACCAGAACAGGGAGCGAGAGAUGGAGACUUUCCUGCCUAAUGAGAAACCCAAGGAGAAUGGACAUUCAGGGGAGUACACUGUCAUUCCCCUGGAAGAUGUUCCAGAAAAUGGUCCCUCAUACUGAGAUCCAGAAACAAACCCUCUGAAAAACAGAACCGUGAGACUGUGUUUCAAGCACAAUAAUUUAAAAGAGGAACAAAAUUGUCCAAACUGCGGAGCAAGAGGGGAUUUGUGGACUCUCACACCUCUGAUUCCUGUCUGAAUGACAACAAUAUGUCUUUUCUUUUUUUCCCCACUGACUUUGAAAAACUUUGAUGACACCUUUAUAGUUGCAGUAAAUUUUGAUUAGUCUAUUUAUUGCAUUAUUACAUUUUUUUUCUUUCUUUUUUAAUUUUUAAAUUAUGUGUUGGUCAGGUAAAGUGUGGUAAUGUCAUUUAUUUCAAAUGGAGCUAAACUCUCUACAGUGUUUUUUUCCCAGUUUUU